GUACAUGUGAAAUAACAUUAUUAUUUACCUAUUAACAAGAUUUUACAAAAUUUCUAAUAGGCGUAACAUACGGAAUCAGCAAAAUAUAACUAUUAUGUUCUUAGAUUUUCGCCCCAAUAAUGUCUCAGGAUAUUUUACCCCACGGAGCAAGUAAAUCGAAUAAAAAAUGGGACAGGGAUACGGUUGUGCCGUUUAUUUUAUUACCACUUCUGCUAUUGAUAGCAACAAUAUCUCUUACCAUUACGAUAAUUGUUAUGAUUUUUAUUGGAAUGGGCGCCUUAUACGUUCAAUCACGUCCUAGACAGAAAAAUCGAUCCCCCUUCUUCUAUUCAUGGACAUUGUCAUCAGGAAUUUGUAUGUUUCUUGUGUAUGAGCUAGGGGUUUUAUCAUUACUACAAAUAACUCAAUUAGAAAACUUUAUAUUUUUAUUACUGUUGGCUGGAACAUGCUAUUGUUUCUAUAGGAUGAAAGCAAUUGCUGAUCAUGAAUUAUAUUUGGGUACAAAAGGUAAAGAAUACAGUCCUGUAUUAACUUCUGAUUCAUAUUACUGCCAAGUCUGUCAAUUGGAAGUAAAUGAAAGAUACUUUCACUCUAUUUGGUGGGAUUGUUGUGUUUUCAGACCAAAUUACAUUUAUUUUGUAUAUGGGCAAAUAUUUGCAUUUGCAACACUUGCUUUUGGUGCUAACUUGGGACUCACAACUAUAUGUCAUCCCAUGAUAUUGUUUGGUUCACUGAUGAUACCUGAAGAUUGCACUGAUGCUUAUUUUGAAUUUAACUAUGCAUUAUGCUUUGUAUCAUGUGUUUAUGCAAUUGGGUACUUAUCAGUAAUUGCCUUAGUUAUUCUCCAACAACUGUUUAUCUACCUUCCAAAGUAUUUUGCACCACAGUGGAGAAGGCUGGUUGAUGUUUGAAUUUCAGUUUUGGAAAAAUUUAAAAGAUAAUAGAAUAUUUCUUUUAUAAGGUUUCAGAAGUGUUAUAUUAAUUUUACCAUAAGCUUUUAUCAGCGUGUCGUACUACAAUAGUAUGACUACUAUCGAUUUCUCGAUAGCCUAGUCAUUCUACUAAAGGCUGUAGUUUUGCUUACAAAGUUUGUGGUUUUAACACUGAAAAUUGGUUGUCUUUGUGUGAGCAUUAUUCUUCAAAUGUCUUUUAACAGAUUUACUUGCUAUCGCAGCAUUGUAAAGUGACGAAAUACAUUCGCGUUAAGUCUAAAUAAAAGUCGAAUAAUUCGAGUAAAAUAGAAAUAAUAUAUCGAGGGCGGGUAAUUUUUUUGUUCAAGUAUACCUUAUAUACAAAACGUACAAUGAUGAUAAGUAACGGGGAGUAAAGUUACACAGUAACAGUAUUAAAUAAAAAAUUGUUAUUGAGAUUCAGAUUCCGAGGGCUCAUGACCGCCUUCCUCCAUCGGCCGGUCUUAAAAACUCAAAAUAGCUAUUAUCAAGACAAGUAAUGUAACAUUGAGUCAUUGUGCAUAGUUAAAUACAGUAAGCAAUAAAUUCAUCACAAUUACGAAAAUGCACAGCAAUAAUGAAACAAUCUUGCUACCGAUGGAUCUUCAAUAGCUGUUUUAUAGACAUGUUGCUGAUUAAAAUUUCCAUACAAUAUUCGCUAUACGUAACAAGUAUUAUAACAAAUAACGUAUAUCAGACUUAGUUACUAAUAAGAUCCGAGUAAUACCAAAUGACAAAUGUAUGUAAACAUUGACGGCUCAGACAAAAUGACUAUGACGUAUUGGAAUACUUAAAGUUCUGUCAGAACUCGUUGGCGGGAAUUGUACUUUCCUAUAUUUAUGUUUUUUUUAAAGAUUAUGUUUAUAGAUAAGAAAAUCAAAUAUUUUAUAAAAUAAAAAUAAUU
Messenger RNA from Pieris brassicae (large cabbage white), 1854 nucleotides. RefSeq names its product palmitoyltransferase ZDHHC23-A (gene GABPI). The record is from RefSeq and is a predicted model, not a curated record. The coding region runs from base 120 to 911 and encodes 263 amino acids. The transcript has 7 exons. NCBI's taxonomy places the organism in Eukaryota, Metazoa, Arthropoda, Insecta, Lepidoptera, Pieridae.